GGAUAUGUCAGGCCGGGUAGUUUUUCACAAUUCGGGCUACAAGUUGUCCGUCAAAUAUCGAACUUUUAGAACUAUUGUGUAAUAGUUCGACAGUACGAUCGGUGGUUUGCUGCAAUAACAAUACUUGGUACACACUUAUAUGUACUCUUACAUUCCCUCUCUUUCUCUCUUAAACUCUGUUACCCUUAUUGAGAGUAGUUACGGCGCUGUCUGUACGACUAACAAGUCAACGAAACUCCCCACCCCUUUUAAAGUAUUUACUAUCAGUACAUUUGUAAACCGUUAUCUAACAUCACUGCUGCGUCACAUGUGGAGGAGUUAGUUCCAUCACAAAUGUCGACUUAAUUGCUCUCAUACGCGUUCGUCUUCUCUAAGUCCGGGGCUUUAUUUCACACUGGGACCUGUAACAGAAACCGAAGGAAAAAUGUCGACAACACAUGUACCAAAUGUAUAUCUACUACCAGUGAUCCAGUUCGCAUCUGGUGGUUGCGCCGGUCUUGUGGAAGUGUCUUUGAUGCACCCACUCGAUUUAAUCAAAACAAGGUUUCAAAUUCAAAGAGGACCAGAAGAUCCAAACAGAUACACCUCCUUGUAUGACUGUUUCAAAAAGAUUUCUAGAAACGAAGGAAUGUUAGGAUUUUAUAAAGGAAUUCUUCCUCCAUUACUUGCAGAAACACCCAAGAGAGCAACCAAAUUUUUUGCAUUUGAAAGAUACAAGAAUUUGUUUGCGUAUGGGGAACACAUUCCUCAACCGAUAGUUUUGACUCUAGCAGGACUAUUUUCAGGUCUCACUGAAGCUGUUAUCAUCAAUCCCUUUGAAGUGGUCAAAGUUAAAUUACAGGCUGAAAGGGACAACAUAAAGGGGCAAAAGAGUACUGUUGCUACUGCCAGAGAAAUAUUCAAAGAACAUGGAUUUGGUCGGAAAGGAUUGAAUAAAGGAUUAACAUCAACUUUAGGCCGACAUGGAAUCUUCAACAUGAUAUAUUUCAGUCUUUACCAUAAUGUGAAGAAUACAUUUCCUGAAACUGAGGACAAAGUUUUGGACUUUUUAAAGAAAUUUACUGUUGGCUUUAUUUCUGGUGUUCUUGGAUCUUGUACUAACAUUCCAUUUGAUGUUGCCAAGAGUCGUAUCCAGGGCCCUCAACCAGUUCCUGGUGAAAUAAAAUAUCAGAAAUGUUUCCAGUCUAUACACUUGAUUUAUAAAGAAGAAGGAUUUUUUGCUCUUUAUAAAGGCUUAGUCCCAAAAGUUCUCCGACUUGGACCAGGUGCUGCCAUAAUGAUGAUUGUCUAUGAGCAUGUCUUUGACUGGCUAAAGAAAUUUAUCUAAUCUUUGAUUUAUAUUCUCAAUAUUUUUAUAAUUAUUCCGUGACAAAUCUCCCCCUUUUUUUUUUCUUAAUGGUGAUUGAUUUAUUCCUCCUUUUAGCUGAAUCUUUGCGUACCAGUUCCACUUUAACUCAGGGAUCAGUUUAUUCCAGUGUUUGGGGAUUAUCUCACCUAGUGAGAUAACCACAUACAAAAGUGAGUUAAUCACCACCUCCAACUGUGAGAUAUCCAUAUGGCAGAAAACAGUACAUGGCUGAGAUAGUCACAUGUGAAGGUGAGAUAAUCCUACAUGCCAAUAUAAUCACACACCAAGAUGAAAUAAAUGCAUAUCAGUGAUAUCUUAUGACUGAGGUAACCACAUGCCAAGGGGAGAUAAUCGCUAAAUUUCAUUCAUUUUGUGAAAUCUUUUUUUUAUGUCUCUCUUGAGCCUAUACACCCAUUAUUACUCUGAUUUUCAUGGCAUUUAAGAAGCUACCAAGAGUAUAGGACCCUUCCUCUUCCACAAACUGAAUGGAAUGUUAGUCCACUGCAAGUUUAACCUACUUCCUGGCUGCUGCUGCAGCAACUACUCACUUUCAAUUGAAUGGACUGAAACCAAUGUAAAAUGAAGACCCUUGCUCAAAGACAUACUUCCCAGUCCAAAAAUUGAAGCCAGGACCUAACAUUUGUGAGCCCGACAAUGAAAUCACUUAACCAAAUGCUUUUCACUUAACAAGACUAAGAUUUAGUAAAUUUUUUGACAUUGCUUAGAGUCUCUAAUCACUUGGUUACAAUCCUAUUUCUCAUAAAAUCUUUCAAAAAGUCUCUAAGUUUUAUGAGAAAAUACCAAUAAUUUUCCAUCCAUCCAUUUUUUCUGUCUAUUCUUGGGAGGGUCAUGUCGGUACAGCCCUCAAGUACCUCCUCCGUAGGGCCAGAAGGUCCUAUCUGAUAUAACGAUCAUUACACUUUCCAUCUGGAUUCCCAAGUAUAACAAACUGAGACUAUGGAUAUUAUCUAACCAUUUUAUUUUUGGUCUAUCCUUAGGUCUUCAGUCAGUUGGUUUGACUUGAAGAAUCCAUCUUGCAAUUCUUUCCUGCGACAUCCUGAUCACAUAUCUGUAGUACCAGGGUUGUGACUUCUCAAUGCAGAGAAGUAGCUGAUUGACUUGUAGGGACUCCCUGAUCCCUAAGCUACGCACCCUGUUGAAUAAUAUUACUCAAUAAUCCAUCAGAGGAACCCCAUUUUGGCCACCUGUAUUUAGACUGCACUCUUUCAGUCAUUACCUAACAUUUAUGACAGUAGGUGAGGAUAGGCAUGAAGACUAAAUUAAAAUUGAUUAUACAAUUAUAUAAUUAACAAAUACUUAAUUCUCAAAGUACUUUUGUCUACUAAAAAUUGAGAACAAAAGUAAAUCUUAACCCUUUAGCAUUUAAUCUGGCCGUAUCCGGCCAAAAUAUUCUACUCGCUUUAUGUUCAAAUUGGCCACAUCUGGCAUCUCACACCUACCCUACAAUGACAUUUUGAGCAUAAACAAUCACAUCAUUGAAAUCUCAAGGCUACAAGAUUAUCCAGAAUAAAUUCAAAAUGUGAAUAUGUUAUAUUUGACAGAAUAAUCUGAACACUGAAGGGUUAAAAUGGAUGAUUAAUUUCAUUUUUCAAACCCUUUGCAAAUGAAGUGUGUUUUCUUCCAUUAGCUACAAGUUUUAGAAUAUGAAAUAGGAUUUUAUGUUUCAAAUUGAACAUCAUUUGUCAGAGAAGGACUGCAAUGGAUGCAGUCUCAGACUCACUUAACUGGAGUAAAUACUAAUUUCUCAUAGAAACAAGAUCUUAUACGGGAAUGGUACAUUUAAUUCUGCUGACCUGUUAAAAAAAUAACUGCCAAAUCUGCCUUAAAUCAUACAUGACCUUUUUUUAAACAAGGAAAAGCACUAGAUUAUCUAGUCCUAUAUGCCCCUACAAAUAUGGGCUGGUUAUAUGGCUGGCUUGCUUUUGAUCAUAGGUUUGCACAGUUGGAGUUUACCUGGAACUAAACAACAAUAACAGCAACUACAAUUGUGAAAAAGCAAAACUGACCAGGGCACAGAUUGUACUCAGAAUAUAAAUUGACGAACCUGUACACUUUUGUAAAACGUUUUUUUUUUUUAUUCAGUUACUCUCUCAGUUCAUGUAUUUAAUUGCUCUCGGACUAAAUAAUUAUAACUAUAAAUAAUACAAAAAGUCA
Messenger RNA from Octopus sinensis (East Asian common octopus), 3523 nucleotides. Its product is annotated as mitochondrial 2-oxodicarboxylate carrier-like. Bases 425 to 1327 code for a protein of 300 amino acids. The record is from RefSeq and is a predicted model, not a curated record. Lineage: Eukaryota; Metazoa; Mollusca; Cephalopoda; Octopoda; Octopodidae. The transcript is spliced from 8 exons. Gene Ontology annotation, biological process: transmembrane transport.